AUGUAUACAUACACAUCUCAAACAACAACAACUACUACAACAAUGGCCCAUCUCUCCCCAUCGGCAUCUGCAAUCUUCUCUCCUUCCGUCGCACGCCAACAACUCGCAGCCGCCAAAGACUGGAACUAUAUCGACAGCUGGCUGUCCACCAAGUUCAACGGCAAAACCCCACCUGUGUUCGAGCGAAACAACGAUACAUUGAAAGCCCUGCUUGCCCUCGCUGCUCUGAACGAAACCGCCGACGAAGAACGCGAGCUCCUAGCAAGAGUUGAGGCUAAAGCCUUGCAGGAUUUACAGGCACAAGAAGAUGCGAAUCCUAAUAAAUACCUCCUGGACUCGAUCGAAGAAUUUCUGACGCGAGAAGGGCAGACAAGCCUCGAAGCAUUAUCCUCUCUGAGCGUGUCUCUCAACCAACCCGUUUUUGACUUGCAGAAGCUGGGGCGAGGUAUUAUCGAUCUCCACGUUACGGUCAAUGAUCUCGACCAAGUUGCGGACCGCGUUUCGAUUUUCGAGAAGCAUCUAAAGCGAGAGCUGGAAGAGAUCAAUAUCUUGAUCACGGACCUUCAGAGCGACGCAUACCAGCCGCCAUCUGACUUGGCUAAAAGAACCAGCGACUAUCAGCGCAGGAUCAAGGGCCUAGCUGCAAAAUUGCCGGAUCUGAAGGAGAGAGUUGCGUCUCUGUCCGCUAAUGUUGGGACGCCCAUCACUAUACAAGAUGUAAAGAACGAGGAGGAUAAAUUUAAGGCUUUGAUGGUUACGGUGAAGGAUCUUGAGGCGCAGGUCAAAAGCUAUCAUGGGUUGCCGCAAGACACGGAUCUAGCAAGGCUUGAAUUGGAAGGUUUAAGAGUGGAAUUACGAGAAAUGACGAGGAAAAGGGACAGCAUGUUUGAGGGACUGGUAGAAAGAGAGAGUCCAAUAAAGCCAAGGUGA
Lachnellula hyalina is the source of this 930-nucleotide messenger RNA. RefSeq lists its product as uncharacterized. The transcript is spliced from 2 exons. Bases 1 to 930 code for a protein of 309 amino acids. The record is from RefSeq and is a predicted model, not a curated record. Gene Ontology annotation, biological process: spindle assembly. NCBI's taxonomy places the organism in Eukaryota, Fungi, Ascomycota, Leotiomycetes, Helotiales, Lachnaceae. Gene Ontology annotation, cellular component: cytosol; HAUS complex.